AUGAACCUGAAGCUCGCCACCCGGGUGCAGCAGCGAGGAAGGUUUCUAUGGGAAGGCCGCUUGAGGAAGAUCACCAUGGCCGUCAUGCUCACCCCGUGGAAUUUGUGGUUUCAGUCUCUCGUCUUGAUGACCAUUCUCUACAAGUUCAUCAUCCACCUGCUCCUUGGGUAUUACCUGGACAAAUCCUGGUUCUUCCUGGACAUGACCCUGGCCCUCGGCGAAGUGUUCUUCUUAGCGGACAUCAUAGUUCACCUGCUGCAUACCUUCUGGCCCAUAGUUCGACUGCAAAUAAGAACUCUCAGAAGAAAUUAUCUCUUCCUAGCUUAUGAUAUUAUCAGCCUGGUGCCAUUGACUAUGAUUUUUAGCAACCGAGCAGAUAGCCGAGAUAUCGUAUUGGUUGGCCGAUGGUUAGGAAUUGGCCGCAUCUAUAGACUGUUCACGUUUUUCCGGAGCGUUAACGAAUCAAUCCACAAAUCUCGCAAGGCAUUCUAUAUAACCGAGCACGUAGUUUUUGGUAUGCUAAUCCUUCACGCCAGUACUUGUCUUUGGUACGCCUUGCAUCGCUUGCCGACCGUAAGCAAGAAAUGGUACAACCUGGGAUACCCAUCGCACGUCAACUCGUGGAAACUGAAGUUUGACAACUACAUAUCCUGCUGGUAUUAUUGUGCUUGCCGAUUCUGCAAUGUUAUAUUUGGCGAUGUUUUUCCUUUGCGGGUCUUGGAAAAGUGGUUGACGUCAUUGCUGAUGCUAAUAGGCUAUGUGUUCUUCCGGUACCAGUUCGUCGGACUCCUCACCUGGGAGUUGGUUCUCGAGAACGCGCGAAGAGCUAUGUUUAUUGAUCGGUACCACCACAUGGUAAGCUACUUGAAAUUCCGUGGCGCCCCCUCCUGGCUGAUGGAGCAAGCGGCCAAGUACAAGCAGCAGGUGUGGCAAAUGAAAGACGGCAUACUAUCCUCGAGCCAGCUGCAGAAGCUACCGCUGCCUUUGCAAAUGGAGCUGAUAUUUGAUGUUAAUGUGGGACACUUCCACAACUCUUUGCUGUUCAGGGAUACAGAUGAAGCCUUUAUGCGUCAAAUCUCCUUACUGAUGAAGCAUGAGCUGUACCUCGCUGGUCAGCACAUUUGGAGCCAAGGAGUGGUGAAGAACGGAAUGAUCUGCAUCAAGAGAGGCGUCGUGGAGAUGCUGUCUGAUGAGGAUGAUGAGAGCCCGAUGAUAGCUUUCAAGGAAGGAACGGUAUUAGGAGAGCUGAGUUUAUUUUAUUCAAUCCCAGCCAAAGUCACCGUCAAGGCGGCUACUUACGUGGAACUUCAGGUAUUACGGCGCACGGAUUUCAUGCGAGUGAUAUCUGAGCAUCCCUCCAUGCUGCAGCACAUUCGGGACAAAAUAGGGACCAGGCUGCGGUCGACCAGGGAGAGACAGGAAGCGAUAACUCAAUACGACAAAGGCGAUUCCAGACUAAUUCGAACUCGUUACCGACCUAUGAAAGUGCUCAAAGACAAUUUAUCCGGCGUAGAGGAGGACGACCCGACAUUUGUGGACGAUUCUCACAUGUAUUACAAAGACGUCAACAAUGUUCGGCAGGCGAGGUUUACGCCAGAGUACUUGGAAUUGUAUCAGAUAUCGACCAACGUGACGACUAUAGAUGCCCCGCGGGUCUGUCUGAGGGCCAGUUUCCCUUGGAUACUGGAGCCGAACACUGAUUUCACUCACAUGUUCGAUAUGGGCCACUUCGCAAUGGUCCUGUACCUAUGUGUGAUGUCCCCACAUUACGCUAUACAAACCGAGCAGACCGAUUUGGAGUUAAUUUUCACAACCAUUGUUACCGCCGGGCUCUUACUCAACAUUUACAUACAACUAACUACGGCCAUUGUGGAAAAGAAUAUUCGAAAAGAAACAGUGAAAGAGAUAGCAGAAGUGAAAAUGGCGACUGUAGGUUUCUACCUAGAUAUUCUCUCUGUGUUUCCCGUGUACAUAUUCACUGACACCCUGGACCCUCACGGGGAGUCGAUUGCUGGACAGGUGGUCAAACUGCUCCCGAUUUUGCAAGUGUGGCAUUUGUGGGAAUAUAUUGACAAGUGGAAAUUGAGCUUCAAUAGUAAUGCUAAGCUGCUGUGCCUUAUCAAGUACACUAUUCUCGUUAUCAUUGUCUGCUAUUGGUCAGGCUGCUUCCUUUACCUGUUCGCGUGUCCUAGGAAACUGUGCCGUGAGAACUCCUGGAUGGCUCAACUCAUCUACUGGGAGACGAAGGUGUUCAUGACCAAUGAAGCCAAGCACGAGAAGCCGCUUGUGUCCUCGCUGCUGUUUGGCACUUCGGCCUUCACUGGCACUGGCACUUCUGACAUGGGACCUGGACCUGGAGACUUGUUUGUAAUAAUGCUAAUAAUUGUAUUGGGCUCGUAUGUCAGCUGCUUGUACACAGCGAAGAUUUGCAGCUGGUUCCUGUUAAGUACACAAAGGAAGCUUAAAUUUAAGGAAUCGAUGCGAGAACUAUUCUACUUCCUGACGGUGAAUCACGUAAGCGGCAAGAUCAAAGCGCGCGUGAAGAAGUUUUUCUCCGUCCAAUGGUAUUACAAUAAUGCUGUAUCAACGGAGGAAAUUUUCAGAGAUAUGUCCACAAACAUCCAACAAGAAGUUCUGGCAAUAGAAAUGGUGGAAACUCUUUUACAUUGUCCCAUAUUUCAGGUACACGGCUGCAACCGCGACUUUCUGCAGACGGUAGCUGCCAACAGCAGAACCAUUGUUCUGCCGGACAACGAGAUAGUCCAGCAUGGGGGUGACAUCGGCCGCGAUAUGUACAUCAUACAAAAGGGUCAUUGUAAUCUACUGAAUCAUCACGGCAAAAUAGAUAAAUCUAUCGGACCCAGCAACCAUUUUGGAGUUGUCGAAAUGCUUUUUGGAUUGCCAAAGGUGUACACGGUGCUGACGUCAACAAACUGCAUCCUGCUGCACGUGGAAUACACGUCACUCGUGCAGAGCUGGGGCACGUUCCCGGACAUCAGUCACCCCAUUAUCACGGCUUUGGACGACCCCGAGCUUAGAAACAAGGCGAAAUUUUAUGAAGAAGCGAAGCCGUUGACAGGUCGAUUGGAUGCGAAAACUAACAGGAUAGCGCAAGAAAUAAAGGAGAGUUUCGUGGUGCUCACAGGCCGCAACAGAGUUGAGUAUGUGAAGACUUUCGACAAGUUGGGCGUUAUGAGAUAUAUUCGUUACCUGUUCUUGCCAGGCUGCAUUACUCCUCAUGGCAUAUUUUUGAAGUUCUGGUGUGGCGUGCGAUUUGUGUUGGCUUUGUAUUACAUUAUAAUGAUACCUUACAAUAUUGCCACGAAGCAACACAGACAUAUGGGCGCGUAUCCCUGGACAGACAUUCUACUGUACGUGGAUAUAGUGGUCAUGGCAUACGUAGCGUACUAUAACGAGAGGUCGCUGCUGGUCACCCAUCCCUUGCUGUCUGUGUCAAGAUAUUUGAAAACAUCAUUUUUCAUCGAUGCUAUCUCUGUAUUUCCGAUUGAACAAGUGUUACGAAUUGUCAACGACAAUACAGACAUGGAUUUUUAUCGGAUGAAUCGGAUGCUUUUAGUCAGUAGAGUAAUGCAAUCCUUUUCAUAUUGGGAGAGUGACAUAAUGCAAGUGAACCCGAUCAUCGUGCUUCUCAAAUACUUGCCUGUGACAGUCACUAUCGUGAACUUCGCCUCGACUGUCAUUUUCAUCAACACCUGCACGCCGUAUCUGCCCCCCGACACAUACUAUAUCUUGGUCAACUGUACCAGAGCCCUGACUGUGACUACUAAUAAGGUGGAUAUUAAGUAUGCGGCUUCUGAAUACGCGAACACAUUUUACUGGGUUUUCGAAAUAUUUGUGGGGUGCGGCUGCACUCCAGCGGGCGUGUCGAACAUUGUGGACGUGUGGUUGAACAUGGCUCUUAAGAUCACGGGCUUCCUCUACUUCGCUUUUAUGUUUGGAUACGUCGCUGCGUCAAGGUCUACGGAAACGCAUGCUUUGCUCGAACAUAAUGAAAAAACAAGGGACCUGGCCAACUUUCUGUAUCAAGAGAACGUCGAUCUGAUGCUCACUGCGAAAACGGUGAAGUAUUUUGAGUAUGUCUGGAAGCGGACCAACGGGAGCAACCCUCAAGAAAUAUGCCGGUGUCUGAAUACAGCGCUAAUGGAAGACACCUUAGUCUUUAUGUACGAGAGAGCCCUUCGAGAAGUGCCACUCUUCGGGAAGGUCGAGAGGUCCUUCAUCAGGGUUAUCACACAGCACCUCCACGAGAUGUACUUCCUGAAGGGCGAAACGGUGAUACAGUGCAGAGACGUGCAGCCCUAUAUUUAUAUUAUUUACCGAGGCAAGGUGGAUGUGUUGACCUCGUACAAUGAAAUGAUAACGUGCAUGGGCCCGGGCGGAAUGUUCGGCAAUUUCACUGGCCAACCAGUAUCUUGCUCAGCAGUAGCGAUAUACGCCAGCCGGAGUCUAGAUCUCCUGGUGAUACCUAGUCAAACGUUCUUCAACCUCGUUAAAUACUAUCCCAAAAUCCAGGACCCGUUGUACAAAGCCUUUGAAGUAUCCAAAGAUUAUAUCAUGCCUAUAACUAUGGAUAUUGCCGACGACACCUCUUCAGAAGACUCUGAAGUAGACCUAAUGUCCUUAGAGUCAGGUGUGGAUUCGAGAAGCGGUGACAGUAGAUUCGAAGUUCCAGGUAACCUCAAUGCCCGCGUGUCGCAGUCAAACAUCAGCCAGGCCAAGUCAACCACCAGCGUGAUGACGUACCAUAGCUACGCGAGUAUCAGUAACUUGCAGCGUCCUGGCACAUGGAUAUUUCAGUUAUUCGGCUACUUCACAUGCCUGAUGGCGACAAUAGACUAUGUGAUAGCACUUUACGAAUUGACCACUCUGAACGAUUGUUACGUUAUAUUUUGGCUGCAGUCCAUUUUCGACGUAUUCUUUUAUGUUAAAGUCUUUCUAACAAUGCAUCAGGGUUUCGUCAACAAGCAUGGAGAUCUAAUCGUCAACGCCUCGAAGUGCAGGAAACGAUAUUUUAAGCAUAAGCUGUGGGUCUGGUCGGAUAUAUUCGUCAAUUUUCCUCUAGAGCUAUUCGGGUUUUGUUUUCGAUACAAGUUGUCAGCAAUGCAUUGCUUUCGAGCUAACAAGCUGUUCAGGCUGAAAUAUCUAAUAGAGUUUUACCGGAAAACAUCUGCCGAACUUACGAAUAAUUUAACAACACUGCAAGUAGCGAUGACAGCCAUAGUGGUAGUCUUGCUCAUCCAUACGUUCACAUGCAUUUGGUUGCUGACUCUGAUCGCAACGUCACCGGUGUGCAUCAUACGCACGCUCAAGAUGCAUCUCAUUGAUGAAGAAACGCCUCAACGGAAUUGGGACUACGUCACGUCUAUAUACGUGAUAAUCUCCCAGCUGACCAUGACUGGUGGAGAUGAGUUUGUGGUGGACGAUUUUCUGCCAAUAGCAAUAAUGUCCAUCUGCUUGCUUUGCGGAAAAAUGCUGGCUGGAACGGUGGUGGCUACGGCUAUUCAGGUCGCGUACUCCUCGAAGUAUGCCCUGACGGCUUACGAGGUCGCCACUCGGGAGCUCAUUGAUAUGCUGAAGAACCAGGGAUUAUCAAGGUACCAGUUGAAAAAGUUCUGGCAAUACAUAAAACAGCUUUGGGUGACCGAACGCGGCCGUCAGCUGCCAGUACUUCUGGAACAAACGCCUUACGUCAGGCGCUGUGACCUGAUGUCAGCUAUGUUUGGACACCAUCUGAGGAACUGCUACAUCUUCCAAGAUACUGGAGAGCAGUUCUUGCGACAACUGGCUGGUGUACUAAACUACACUGUGUUCUUUCCCGGUAACUACAUAGUCGUAGCUGGUGACUGUAACGCCAGUAUGUACUGGGUGGUGUCCGGGGUGGUUUCCGUGGUGUCCGUGCGUCCGGAUUUGACUGAGACAACCCACGAGCUGCUCGGUCCAGGAGACGUCUUCGGAAUCCUCCAGGGAAUGAAUAAAGGAGUUGCUCAUUGUUUCUCAUACAGGGCUGAGACAAAGGUCAGUAUACUCACGCUCAGCCUGGAUACGUGGUUAAACAUUAUACAGUUUUUCCCGGAAUCUAAAAAGUCUAUCAUGGAUCGGUCUGAGGUUUUGUUUGCUCAGAUUUAA
This is a messenger RNA of Ostrinia furnacalis (Asian corn borer), 6147 nucleotides long. RefSeq lists its product as uncharacterized. The record is from RefSeq and is a predicted model, not a curated record. The transcript has 45 exons. Bases 1 to 6147 code for a protein of 2048 amino acids. Gene Ontology annotation, molecular function: protein-containing complex binding; intracellularly cyclic nucleotide-activated monoatomic cation channel activity. Lineage: Eukaryota; Metazoa; Arthropoda; Insecta; Lepidoptera; Crambidae.